Messenger RNA from Lagopus muta (rock ptarmigan), 3013 nucleotides. It is a transcript of the gene ABLIM3, whose product is annotated as actin binding LIM protein family member 3. Gene Ontology annotation, biological process: cilium assembly; lamellipodium assembly. Gene Ontology annotation, molecular function: actin filament binding. The transcript is spliced from 22 exons. Bases 317 to 2218 code for a protein of 633 amino acids. The record is from RefSeq and is a predicted model, not a curated record. Gene Ontology annotation, cellular component: stress fiber; actin cytoskeleton. NCBI's taxonomy places the organism in Eukaryota, Metazoa, Chordata, Aves, Galliformes, Phasianidae.
GAGGCGCGGCACCGCGCGGCCCCACACCCCGCUAUAAGAGCGGAGCGAGCGGCCGCGCUCCGCAGUGCAUGGCAGCGCCGGGCCUGGGGCCGUUCCUCCGGGUCGGUCCGGGCACCCGCCCCGCUGCCGCCACCCUGACCUUGGCAUCGGGACAGAGCGGGCGGCGCGGCGCUGGGGAUGCCUUAACGAGAACGCGCAGGGACCUCUUCUAGCGAGGGGAGAGGCGACCUCCUCCCCGCUAUCGGAAGAAAAAGAGGAUUUAAAGAGCGGCUUUGCCCCCUUUGUUGACUGCGAAGGGCAGAGGAGGACCGGCAAGAUGAGCACUAGCACAGUUCCCUACCAACAAAACCCCUACACCGCCGGGAGCGGCUCCACCGUCAUCCAGUGCUACCGCUGCGGGGACACCUGCAAGGGCGAGGUGGUGCGUGUCCAGAGCAACCACUUCCACAUCCGCUGCUUCACCUGCCAAGUGUGCGGCUGCGACCUGGCCCAGUCGGGCUUCUUCUUCAAGAACCAGGAGUACAUCUGCACCCAUGACUACCAGCAGCUCUACGGCACCCGCUGUGACAGCUGCGGGGACUUCAUCACUGGGGAGGUCAUCUCGGCGCUGGGCAGGACCUACCACCCCAAGUGCUUCGUCUGCAGCACCUGCAGGAAGCCGUUCCCCAUUGGGGACAAGGUGACGUUCAGCGGGAAGGACUGCGUCUGCCAGAACUGCUCCCAUUCGCUUAUCAGCACCAAACCCAUCAAGAUCCACGGGCCCAGCCACUGCGCAGGCUGCAAGGAGGAGAUCAAGCAGGGCCAGUCCCUCCUGGCACUGGAGAAGCAGUGGCACGUCAGCUGCUUCAAGUGCCAAACAUGCGGGAUCAUCCUCACCGGAGAGUACAUCAGCAAGGAUGGAGUCCCAUACUGCGAGUCUGACUACCAUGCGCAGUUUGGCAUCAAGUGUGAGACGUGCGACCGGUACAUCAGUGGCAGGGUCCUGGAGGCGGGUGGGAAGCACUACCACCCCACCUGCGCCCGCUGCGUGCGCUGCCACCAGAUGUUCACCGAAGGAGAGGAGAUGUACCUCACAGGCUCUGAAGUGUGGCAUCCCAUCUGCAAGCAGGCAGCCCGGGCAGAGAAGAAGCUGAAGCACAGAAGGACAUCAGAAACCUCAAUCUCGCCACCCGGCUCCAGCAUCGGCUCCCCCAACAGAGUCAUCUGCGCUAAAGUGGAUAAUGAGAUCCUUAAUUACAAAGACCUGGCAGCUCUUCCCAAGAUUAAAGCCAUCUACGAAGUGCAGCGUCCUGACCUCAUUUCGUACGAGCCCUAUCACAGAUACACAUCGGAUGAGACGCUGGAGAGAUAUAGCUAUGGGGAGUCCUUGGGGACCCUCUCCCCGUACUCGCAGGACAUCUAUGAGAGCUUUGACAUCCGGCAGAGGCGAGCCUCCAGCCCUGGCUACAUCGACUCCCCCACCUACAGCCGGCAGGGCAUGUCCCCCACCAUCCCGAGGUCCCCCCACCACUUCUACCGCUCAGGCACAGAGAGUGGGCGCAGCUCCCCCUACUAUAGCCAGUUAGAUGUGAGGUCUUCUACUCCAACCUCAUACCAAGCACCCAAGCAUUUCCACAUUCCAGCUGCUGGUGAGAGCAACAUCUACAGGAAACCUCCCAUCUACAAGCGGCACGACAACGUCCCUGCAGCCACCAAAAGCAAAACCAGUGAGGACAUUGCACAGACAUCCAAGUACAGCCCUGCCUACUCCCCCGACCCCUACUACCACUCCGAGUCAGAGUACUGGUCCUUCCAGGGAUCCCCCAAAGCCCCCCGAGCCCGGCGGUUCUCAUCAGGAGGUGAAGAGGAUGGCUAUGAGCGGGGCAUGCACAAGAUCCAGAGCGGCAUCGGCAGGCUGAUCCUGAGGGAGGAGAUGAAGGCGCGCUCCAACUCCUACGCAGACCCCUGGACCCCACCCCGCAGCUCUGCCAGCAGCAGAGAAGCCCUGCACACGGCUGGCUAUGAGGGCUCCCUCAACGGCUCCCCCCGGAUGCACUACCUGGCUGACAGUGAUCCCCUCAUUUCCAAGUCAGCCUCUCUCCCUGCCUACAGGAGGAACGGGCUGCACAGGCCGCCCAGCGCGGAGCUUUUCCACUACGACAGCACCAACGCCGUCAACUGGGGGAUGCGAGAGUACAAGGUAAGAUGGCUCCCAGGCGUGACUGCCACCUGGAGGUGACACCCAGAGGAGGUCCCAGAGAGGUGCCCCUAUGUGCCCAGACCCUGUUAAGGAGAAGCUUUGCCCUAUCCCUGCCUUCUUCCCCCUCCAUCCCCAUCCCGACAGCCCAUCCUGGCACUGUAGGGCUCCCAGCAGAGCUUCAGCUUCCUGCCUGGGUCUCCAGCCCUGUGCUAGGCAGCAGUGUCUCCCUGGCACGAGGCAGAGGUGGGUGGCUGUGCUCGUGCUCCCAGCUCACAUUCACCUCUGGGUCACUCCUGGCUUUGCAGAGCGAGUAGCAGAAAUUUGAUUCACCGUUUCAGAGCCACACAGGUGGAUUAGGGUCACACCAAAAGCAAGCCACCUUCUACCCUGUCCCACCAAAGCCCUGCUGUGCUACUUAAGCCCCCCCCAAAAUGUGGCAGGGCGAGGCAUUGUCCUGGUGCCCUAUUGCUGGCUGUAGAGAGCUGCCAUGGUGCUGCUGUCCCUGCGCAGAUUUACCCCUAUGAGCUGCUGCUGGUGAAGACAAGGGGAAGGAACCAGCUGCCCAAGGAUGUGGACAGGACUCGGUUAGAGCGGCACCUCUCCCAGGAGGAGUUCUACCAGAUCUUUGGCAUGACCAUCGCCGAGUUCGACCGCCUGGCCCUCUGGAAGAGGAACGAGCUGAAGAAGCAGGCGCGGCUGUUUUAAAGGCAUUAUAAAUAUAUACAUACCUAUAAAUAUAUACAUAGAAAGAUCUCUAUAUUGCAGCUCUGUAUGAUUCUCAGUACUGUACGUGGCAGAGGCACCCUCUGCUCCCCUGAGAGUGAAUUGGAGUCU